AUGGGCAUUGCAGGCCCCGUGGCCGCAGCGGCGCCUUCAGACGCUGCACUGCAGCAGCUGCUGGGCUGCCUGCGCACGACGGACACGGGCGCGGCGGAUGUGGUUUUCGAGGCAGCAUGUGUCCUCAUGCUUGGUUCUGGACAUGCGACUGCCAGGCAGGUGCAGCUGGCCGCGGCGCCCGGCUUCCUCAGCCGUGCGGUCGCCUGCAUCGGCAGCGCCAACCGCACCGCUUUGACCGCCGCCGAGGCGGUGCGAGCCAUGACGACGCACUGCGCCGAAUCUGCUGCCCUGGUGCUGCGGGAGGAGGGCAUGGUGCGGGCGCUGGUGCGGCUGCUGGACCCUGCCAAGGCGAAUCCCGACCGCUCGCUGCGCGACGCUGCCUUCAAGGCCUGCGUCGGCCUGCUUACAAAGUGCGGCACUGAGGGCCGCGCCGCGCUCGCCGCCGAGCCCGCGUUCGUCGCGGCCGCCUGCCGCAUGGUGGGCAGCUGCAUCGCAGACUCCCUGUAUGUCAGCCUGACGGCCCUGUCCAGCCUGGGGCAGGACUGCAGCACGCCGCCGGCCGGCGAGGGCCGCAGCCUGCUGGCGGCCAGCUUGCGGGCGGGAGACCUGGAGGCGCUGGCCGGCGGCCUGGCCAAAGCAGUGCGGGACUACGUGCCCGUGGGCAACAGCCUCCCGGCGCACGACAACGAGCCGCUGCGGGGCGCAGCGGUCAGGGUGCUCAAGCUAGCGGCGUGGCUGCUGGCAGACCCUGGGCUCGGGGACGGCGCGGCGCGGGCGAUGCCGCCCGGCGCUGCGCUGCACAUUGGCGCUUUGGCGCUCGGCGUGCCGGGCGCCGACCCCCGGGACGACGAGCUGCGGGGAUUUGCUGGCCGCGCCCUGGACGAGCUGACGCGUCGAAGCGUGGAAGCCGCGGGGACGAUCCUGAUGCAGGAGGACUUCGCCGUCGCACUGCUGGACGGCUGGGCCGCCGGCGCCGGCCCCGGCACUGCCGCCGGCUCGCGCGCGCCCCAGUUCAUCGCGUGGCUCUGCCGCGUCGAGGGCGCCCCCGUGCCCCCCCGCGCGCGCGGCGCGCUGCUGUCGGCCAUCGCGCGCGGGCUCUAG
Molecule: messenger RNA, 1101 nt
Organism: Monoraphidium neglectum
Lineage: Eukaryota; Viridiplantae; Chlorophyta; Chlorophyceae; Sphaeropleales; Selenastraceae
Exons: 4
Coding region: 1-1101 (366 amino acids)
Source: RefSeq, a predicted model, not a curated record